Lytechinus pictus (painted urchin) is the source of this 6172-nucleotide messenger RNA. RefSeq lists its product as uncharacterized. The transcript has 10 exons. The record is from RefSeq and is a predicted model, not a curated record. Gene Ontology annotation, cellular component: nucleus. Bases 114 to 1409 code for a protein of 431 amino acids. NCBI's taxonomy places the organism in Eukaryota, Metazoa, Echinodermata, Echinoidea, Temnopleuroida, Toxopneustidae. Gene Ontology annotation, biological process: response to oxidative stress.
GAUGCAUUCUGGGUCAUGAUAAGAUGGCGACGCCCAGGGUUAUCUAAAAUCUCCUGUUAUUAGUGCUACUAUUGCUGUUAUUACACAUCAAUGUGCGCCAUUUUAUAUUAAAAAUGGGAGCACAAGGGAGUAAAGAUGAUCAGAAUACAGACACUGGACGGAACAUGAGAAAAGAUGUUCGAAUAAUGAAUUUUUAUGAGAGAAUAAGCAAUGGCCAGGUACUAAACCCAAGUCUGUUAUUGGGGUAUUUUCCUGAAUACAGUCGGCCGUUAAUUGAGCGCAUCUUUACUUUAGAAAGAGCGAGUGGAACUGUAGACGAGGAGAAGUUUUUUUAUGUUGUUAAUAAGAUUCUAGCACCAAGUUCAUCAGCCUCUUUGUCAAAGUUUUACUUUGAAUCAUUCUGUGGAUCAGAAUCUUUACAGGAGAAAGAUGUGGAGCUCCUGGUAUCCACCGCUUUCAGUCUCUUUCUAGUCUCCUGCGAGAUCUCCCUGGAGGCUUCGACCCUGGACCAGGAGACACAGCGGCUCCUGGUACACUCUAUCGUAUCCCAGGGAACCAGUGGGGCGGGGCUAGAAUGGAUGGAGAAUCACUGUGGGGAGCUUCUGAUGGGCAUGCAGCACUGGUUUCUGGCUCAGAUAAACCCCGUAGAUGAUGUAGACUCAGCAACUGCAAGGGAAUACACCCUACCUGACCAUGAGGGCGCCCUUCUAUCUAUCGGCAUGUGGUGGGCUUUGUCGAGUAGCUUACCAUCUAUCUACACAGAAUCCAAGACCAACUCUUCUAGUGUUUCAUCUGGAGAAUCUUCUAAGGCUCGGGUUUUGAGCAAGCAGCCCUGGACACUGUUGUACAGCAGUAGAGAGCAUGGACUGAGUGUUAAUAGACUUCAACAUCAUGUGUUUGGUUACAAGGGACCUACAGUACUCGUCAUUAGCUUUGAGGGAGGGUUCAUGUAUGCUGUAGGACUGGACACAGAAUGGAGAGAGGGUACAGUACCAUGGGGCGGUUCAAGCUGCGUAGCUGUCAGACUUGCUCCAGAGUACAGUAUUACUGAAGAGGGGGAGUACAUGGUUCUAUUCAAUGAGAAAUCACGCAACCUGCCGAAAGGACUCUUCAUCGGCCGAGACCCCAAGAGGAGACUCCUCUCUAUAACAGAAGGUCUUCAGACUAUAACUCAUAAAGGACUUACUGCCAGUGUCGUCAAUGCAGAGGUUUGGGGCUGUGCCAGCACAGAUGUGAAACAAGAACAAGCCAAACAGAAGAAGACUGAACUAAAAGAUGCUGAAAGAAAUGCCAAGGUAAAGCUACCAGGCCAGUGGGACGACAACAACCCAGACAGGCUUCUAUUAGAAUGGGGCACCACCAGGACUGACUAUGCUGAUGCUUACAGGGAGGAGAAGGAGCAAUCUUGAUACAGGUCAAAGUUCAAAGGUCAUUCCUUCCAAGUACUUCCUGUAUUAGAAACUGGCAGGGGGGGAAAAAAGAGGUGAUCAACUCAACUGAUAAUGUGCAAGUGAUUUGUGAUCUACAACAUAGAAGAUAAAGACUGCCCAUGUAUCAAGUAAUAUUUUAUUUUUGUAUCAUAUUUUUCCUGACGUAAUUUAUUAUAGUCCCUUUUAUUGAUAUCAUGGAUGAUACUAUGUGUGUAUAUAAUGGUACUUACAUGUAUAAGUCUUUGCUACAAUCUGUUUUUUUAUUUUUUUUAUUUUUUUAUAAAUGACACCAUAAUCCACUAUGUCGAUGACUGAGAAUAAGAGUUGUAUGUGUGUAAUCCAGAUAAGAUACCGAUAAACACUUAAUCGAGUGACAAACACAGUUUAUCGCGAAAGGCUCUGGCAGGCUGAUGCCCAGUAACACUGAAGUUAAAUGAAGUUCAUCUUCAGCAGCAGCGAUUCUUUGCUCUGUGCUAGGGCAUGGCGUACUCUGUCAAUGUUAGCUGCUGUGCUUUCUUCUGCUGCAAAAAAAUGACUCGUACACCUCAAGAUGCUUGCGGUGAUAUUGCAAUGCAUUGAACCAGGUCCCCCACCUGGAGGCACAUGGCUCUGGCGGGAGAGUAGUCGAAACAUCAUUAGGCAAAUUCAUGGUAGACAUAUGCGCCAAGUAUCGGCGUUUGCGUGCAGGCUGACGCUUAAAAAUGUUCCACACGGACUCCAAGUUUUCCAUGAAUAGGUCGAUCCCUCCGUCCGAGAGAUGCACUCCAUCUCUGCUGAAGUACAGAUGUUCUUGCACAUUAAAGUGGUGACCUAUACAGGACGCGUUCGCCAUCCGCAGGACCUUUCGUUUAUCGUAUUUGUUGACGUCUUUCCGCACAUUGUUAAUUGCAACUUGGGAUGUAAUGUUUCCUGACUAUAGUAGAAUAGGCGAGGCACUAUGUUUGAGAACGAUAUAUAACACGCAGGCAACAACGAUCUCGCUGUAGUGAGUGCCUCAUCCACUGCUUGCCGACAGUCCUUAGCAGCAUACCGCCCCAAGUCCUUGCAGUUAGCGUGGAUGAUAAGCAUUCCCGGAGAAGGUCGCGACCUCAAUAAGCUCUGUAACUGUUGUGGGAAGUUGCGCAGCAACGCUCCUCCCCGUCGGAACCACGUAACCUCAAUCCCCGUGAUUCCGAGAUCCCGACAGCCCUGGGAAAAAGCCUGUUCACCAGCUCGCCUGACGAAACUAUCCCGGCAAACCCAAACACGGCGAGCCUGGGUACGUAUGAAAGAGAAGACAGGAAAACAAAAUUCUUCCGAGUAUUGUGCCCUUUGUCAAAUUUACCUAAAUAACAAUGCAUAAAAAUGCACUUUCUCUCACUGAACAUCUUUUUCUUUUUUUUCUUUAAACACACAAAUCACAUCGGCUUCACAUGCAACUAUAAAUAUUAACUUCAGCACUUAUUUUUUCUAUACAUGGAAAUGAAUAUCGUGUUUGUGUAACUGAUAUAAUUUAAACACUCAAAGAAAAACAAAUUCUCCCUAAACUUUCAAAACUAAUAUAAACACUACAAAAUACAAAAACCAUAUAUUUUGACAUAUGUUACACGCUAUGAACCAGACCUUAUCAGCCAUGUCCACCAGUAAACUCUUCAAAAUCACAGUAACCCUAGAAAACGUUCGAUAAUUAUGCUAUAGAAAAGGCCUUGCCAGUCAUUUCAACGAACAUAAAACCUAUAAGCCUCACUGCGCCAUCUCCCCAUCUCUUUGAUUUCAUCAGCUGAAAACCCGCGUAAGGCCGCAGUUGUGGCCGCUCCUAUCCUAAACGAAUGUGUAUAAUAUUUACUGAAUCAACACCUAAUGAAGCCAAAGCCUUGGCCAGCAUUGCUUGAAAUUGGUAUCUUGUCAACGGGGACCCGUCGGCGUGACAUAAAAGCAGACCUCCCACUCGAGGUCUCAACUGGAGAUAUUCGUACAAGGCAGCCACAGGACAACCGUCCUGAAGGAACCACCUUGUUUAAUUUUACAUAUUUUGGAAUGGCAAAAUUAAUUCUUAUAACUGUAUUUACUUGGUAUCCAUAGUGCAUGUUAUAGACAUUAGGUUUUUAAAAGGAUAGUGUUAGAGGUAAACCAAAAAUAUAGGAGACAAAGCAUUCUCAUUUAGGUGUACUGCAGUAUUAGAAUAUUUCUUUGAUCUGUUUAACAAACAGGUAUGUACUCUGCUAGUUGGAUUUAUUAUAUACAGUGCAUCCCACAAAACAGAAACCCAUUUUCAGAGAUAGAUUUCACAAUUAUUAAAUAUGGUUUUACUAUAAAUCUGAUACUCAUGGUAAGAGUGGAAUCUCAUCUCUCAUUUGAAACCAACAGCUUAUCAAAUCGUUCACGCAUGGCAGAUUACAAACAAUAAAUAUUGAGGCAUAUCAGAAACGAUUUGCGCAGAAACGUACGUGUGAAUCUGAAUCCACUCUAAUUUCAGGGAUCAGUGAGAGAAGCUUAACAAAGAAUACAAAAGAAAUGCUAAUGAGCCAAUCGUCGAAAAUGCACGGUCAUCGUAUAUCACGAACCAAUCUUGUCCAAUUUUUCUGCGCAACCUGGUUUUGACAUUAAAAUUUCAAAAUCGUCUUGCUCAUUAAUACGUGAAGUGUUCGUCUCAUAUUAGGUAUCGAAAUAAAGAGGAAUAAUUGAAUUAUAUGAUUAUGUAAAUGAAAUAUCAUUAUUCAUUUGCUUUUGAAUUAAAAAGACAUGGAAAUCCCGGUUUCCUUUUUUCUGGGAAGCACUGUAUAGUACAUGUAUACUUUAAGCAUUAAAAGCAUUACAUUUCUUAAAAAUUACAUUUACAACAUUCCAAGUGCCUUUAAUGUGUUGCAUUUUGUUUUUACUUUGUGUUUUAAGAUGAACAUUUAUUAAAAGUGUAGUUUACUUGUUUAUUUAUGAUUUGUAUUUCAUUUUUUUGAAAAUAUAAUUUUCCUAUUUAAAAUAGGCGUUUUCAUAUACUUACUAAAAUGUGGUAGAUUGUUUUUAAAAAAAUUUAUAUCUUGCCAUGAGCAGUAGAAAGAAGAGUGUUCGUCAAUCUCUAAAUUAUGUCUGCAUGCCAGCUUUUGAACAAAUUUAAACAGAAAAAAACAAACACAAAUUCACAAUGAUUUCUUGAGAUUUCUUGUCAAGACAAGCCUCUCUCAUAGGCUGUCAUACAAAAUUUGAAAGUCAGAAUUGGGAAGUGGGGGUGCUGCGUGUAUUAUUCUCCAUAAUCAGCACCCCCAGGUAUUCAAGAAGAGAUUUUAAAAUGGAAAAAUGUAUUUUGAAAAAUGAUCUAAAUUUUGUUGUGAAAACCUUUUCUUUUAAAAUUUCUCUGGACGAAUUUCACUUCCAUUUUGUAGUGAAAUUUUCAUCAGCACCCCCACCCAAAAAGUUGUACUCAGGGCCCUGCCCCCCCCCCCUCGAUACACAUUCAUCAUUUGUAGAAGUGUUUGUUUCGCCCGGUGAUGCAUAGCUGUAGAUUUUCUCGAUAAGAGGGUGAUACAAUCAUGUAACUAAGAACGUCAUUCAAGUCUUUGUCAAAAAUUGAAGAACCAUAGCACCUAUUUCAGAGCAGAUAAAAUAUUACAGAUGUAUCACUCACCCUGAACCUAGGACACAUUUGCUGUUACGGUUCACAUACUUUUGACAGACUUCUCAGUAUCCUUUGUAAUUUGAUGGACAUUUGAAAAUGCAUUGCUCUGUUUUUUAUUCCUCCAUAUUUUGCCGAGUAAACACACACUAUCAUAUCAGAUGGCUGGGUGUAACGAGAGGGAAAGACAUGACUAAAUCCUCACAUAAGUAUGAGUAGGUACUGACUUGGUGUUGCUACUGGUAGGCUUACAUGGAUGCUUACGUGUAAUUGAUGAAUAUACAAUUGUGUGUGAUAAUAGUUAUAAUUGAACAAAUGGACAGAACAGCAAACAUAAUUUAGUGAUAUGACAACUACUUAAUAUUAUCCAUGGUAUAAAUGAGUACUUACAUUUAUAUUACUUCAGUAUUGAAAAUGCAGGUUUGUCAGAAAAGUAUGGAGAUUUUUGCAGUUUUCUGCUUAUGGUACUUGUUUAUAUUAUCACUGAUAUUUUCAUUUCACUAUGUAUAUGUUUUGACUUUUACUAGUAAUAUUUUAGGUUAAUGUACUUACAUUUGUGAUAUUAGAGUAUUUGAUGAUUUGGUAAUGCCAUGACAAUUUGUCUUUCUUCCUAUUAUUAUUGUUUUAAAUGUAAUUUUAUGUUAAUAGUUGUACAAUACAUGUAGACAAUGCAAUGAUUUGUUGCUUACAUUGUUGUUUGUCAUUUGAAUAGCGGAGCUUAGGUUUGUUUUCCCCAAUUUAAUCAGUUCAUUCCCCAUUUUUUUUUUUUGUGUGAUUCGUAUUGUACUAUAAUUUAUGUAUCUUUAAUUGCCGAAUAAAAUAAUGAUAAUAAUAAUAAUAAUUUAAUCAGUUCAUUCAGAAUGUUCACAUUUGAAAGAAACUCUUAUCUUUUUUUCUUUGAAAAUGAACAAUUGAUUGUUUGCUGGGAUUGUUUUUCUGUGUGCGUGUGUCUUCUUUCCUACUCAAGUUCAUGCCAAAUAAGCAUUUUUUUAAUUGUAUGUAAUUUUAUAAUUUUGUAACUUAAUGGGUCUGGGGCUGUAUUUGCAGGAUCAUUCAAACUGCAGAUUUUGACAAAGUUUAACAGAGAAACCUUUAAUUGGACAACUCAGAUGUCAUACCAUGUGCAAUUUAUUAUUAAACAAUAUAUAAUACCAAA